Dendrobium catenatum is the source of this 1158-nucleotide messenger RNA. Its product is annotated as putative zinc finger protein CONSTANS-LIKE 11. Lineage: Eukaryota; Viridiplantae; Streptophyta; Magnoliopsida; Asparagales; Orchidaceae. Bases 1 to 1158 code for a protein of 385 amino acids. The record is from RefSeq and is a predicted model, not a curated record. Gene Ontology annotation, molecular function: zinc ion binding; protein binding. The transcript has 4 exons.
AUGAAUCCCCUCUGUAACCUCUGCGGGGCUCGGCGAGCGCUGAUUUAUUGCAAAUCGGACCAAGCCCGCCUUUGCCUUUCCUGCGACGCCAGCAUUCACUCCGCCAACACCAUCUCCAGCGGACACAUCCGUGCUCAGCUCUGCGACUGCUGCAACUCCCAUCAAGCCAAUUUCCUCUGCCACGAUGAUCACCUAGCUCUCUGUAGUCUCUGUGGUCUCGCUGUCGACCCACGCCGUUGCAUCCCUGUCCGCUUCUACUCCGAUUGCCCUUCCUCGGCCGAGCUAUCCGCCAUCUUUCUUGCUGCUUCCGACCCUACAGUAGCCAACUACGCCUUAUGGAAGGUGCCCUUCGUAUCCAAGGCGGUGCUUAGCGGGUUGGCAAACCCAAUGGAAAUUGAACCCACCUGGAUCCCCUCGACUACUUCGUGCAUUGCUCCUGAUUUGAUAUCAGUUUUUCCUAGCGGCGAAGGCCAAGCCCUAUUCUUACCACAGGAUUCCAACGUGCAAAACCUACCUGAUGGUCUGGAGAUUGGUGAAGGAGAAUUUAAUGUAGACCACAAUGAAAUGUUUGGAGGGCAGCGACUAAAUGCCAAUUUACCCGUUCAUGAUUUAGUUUCAAGUGAAAUGUUUAUGGAGAAUAACUUACCAGUUGCAGAUUCCAAUUGCCACUUGGAAAAUGUUGUCCAGGCAUCAUCAAUGCCCCACGAUGGUUUGCAUGCUCUUCCAUCUUGUAUGGUUGCAGUUUCUAAUUUUGUGCAGGCAGCAAAUGGAGAUGCAAAUCAGUUACUACUUGACCAGAGUGGCAAUGUGAACAUUAAUUUGAGUUUUCAUCCUCCAAAUGCCAGCCCAAAUAUGCCUUUUUUGCUAUUAAACCCAAUUACCGGUGAUAGCAGUGCAGCCCCUUACCAGGACCAUGGCGUAUCACCCAUAAUCCUUCCUGAAAAAUUAACAUGGAAUUCAAAUAACGAAAUUAGAUUUUCACGGACAAGGAAUGAGGCAAAGAUCAGAUAUAAUGACAAAAAGAAAAGUCGUCUGUACGAGAAGCGUAUCAGGUAUGCUUCUCGUAAAGCAAGUGCAGAUACCAGGAAGCGUUUGAAAGGAAGAUUUGUAAAGGCCGGUGACGCUUAUGACUAUGAUCCUCUUCUAAUGAAAAUGUAG